This is a messenger RNA of Klebsormidium nitens, 1191 nucleotides long. NCBI's taxonomy places the organism in Eukaryota, Viridiplantae, Streptophyta, Klebsormidiophyceae, Klebsormidiales, Klebsormidiaceae. The record is from the annotation of a GenBank genome assembly.
GUGAAAACAAACCCACCCGCUCCGCGCUGCUACGUGAUCCUAAGUUUCUAGAAUUUAACCCCUAAAAGCGAACCCCCUAAUAGUAGUGGUCCCUCGGGCGCUAAAAUAUCUCAACUUGGAAAAGCUCAGCUAAAGUUCACUGCUCAGAACAGAAGCUUGAGAAAACAAAAGAACACUCUCUUAAGUCUUGUGGCGUUGCGUUGCGUUUGCGUUGGUGCGGAGCUGGGUUUGAUUUGAAGCUUUGCUGGCCCUUUAAUUGUGAACAGAGUCUCUGUAAGCUGACAGGAUGGCGUCCACAGCCUGUGCUAUGAGGUUGGGGGCAUUGAGCGCACCCUCGAUUAACCUGCACCCCAGGCAAUAUGCGCCUCAUCAGAGCAUUGCUGUCCUUAACUUGAAUAGGAACACGCCCAGUGGCCUAAGAAGCAUUCGGUCAAAAGGUCGAAUCACAUGCUCUGUGGCAACCCCUUCUCCCCCAACUCUUCCCCCGGCUAUCAGCCUCUCAGAAAAGGCCCUCGCACACAUCAAGCGGAUGCGCAACGAGUCGGGAAAAGAUCUGACGCUGAGAGUGGGGGUCCGGCAGGGCGGCUGCUCAGGCAUGUCGUAUGUGAUGGAGUUUGAGGAGCGGGCAAACAUCCGGGAAGAGGACUCGUUGAUUGACCAAGAGGAUUUCACAAUGGUGUGUGAUCCAAAGAGCCUGCUUUACCUGUUCGGCAUGCAACUAGACUAUAGCGACGCACUGAUUGGGGGAGGGUUCAGCUUCCAGAACCCCAACGCCUCAUCCACCUGUGGAUGCGGCAAGUCGUUUGCAGCUUGAGCAUGCGGCUACAGCUUGGUUUGCUUUUCCUUGGAGCACCAAAUCUGUAUAUGGGCAAUCAAAUGCCAAUAAGCACCUGUACAGUCCGAGUUUCUUUGCAGCAUUGUCAGCGGUCUCUAGCACUUGCACUGACCAGCCUUAUAGUUUUGGCCAUGCCAACGUGUUUCAGAAGUAGGUCAAGGAUAUACCUUGAGCAACCUGGUGUAUCAAAGAUCCAGCUUGGUCUUUCAACAAUUUUGGCGUCUCCAAUUGAGUGCCCAGUGCUUCAAGUCACAAAACAAUUAUUCACCUCAACAAUCCCCUGCAUGCUGCAUGAAGUCGCAUCACAUGCAAAAGAUCGGCGGCACAUGCACUUACGCGAGGAUUUUGAUAAAGCG